This is a messenger RNA of Protopterus annectens (West African lungfish), 1254 nucleotides long. It is a transcript of the gene PTPMT1, whose product is annotated as protein tyrosine phosphatase mitochondrial 1. The transcript has 4 exons. The coding region runs from base 182 to 733 and encodes 183 amino acids. Gene Ontology annotation, molecular function: phosphatidylglycerophosphatase activity; phosphatidylinositol-4,5-bisphosphate 5-phosphatase activity; protein tyrosine/serine/threonine phosphatase activity. Gene Ontology annotation, biological process: protein dephosphorylation. Lineage: Eukaryota; Metazoa; Chordata; Ceratodontiformes; Protopteridae. The record is from RefSeq and is a predicted model, not a curated record.
ACUCGUUUUCACCUCGGAGUGCCCCUGUGACAACUAUUUUGGUGACGCUAUCUCGAUUAAACAUAGCGACUACGGAUAUCCGUGUGCUAGCUAAGCCCCAACAGCGCCGCUAAGAAAGUAUGACGAUGCCAGUUAGGUGCUAUUUUCAUGUAGAAACAAGUGUUCUUUUGAAACUGCAAAAAUGGCAGGGCUGGCUGCAAGGAUUUUAUUUUACCCAACUCUGGGGUACAAUCUACUGAUGGAAAAACUCUGGGGGAGAAGAUGGUUUGACAGAAUUGACGAAAGUGUCAUUUUAGGCGCAUUGCCAUUCCGAUCAAUGACAAGCCAGCUUUAUGAAAAGGAGAAUGUCAGAGGAGUAAUAACCAUGAACGAGGAGUUUGAAACAAGGUACUUGUGUAACUCUGUCCAGGACUGGCAGGAUGCUGGCGUUGAGCAACUGUGCCUCCACACAGUGGAUUUCACCGGAGUUCCCACUUUGGAGAAUCUGCAGAAGGGUGUAUCUUUUAUCAUGGAGCACAGAGAAAAGGGGAGUAGUGUAUAUGUCCACUGUAAGGCAGGGCGCUCUCGUAGUGCUACAAUGGUUGCAGCAUAUCUGAUCCAUUUAUAUCACUGGACUCCCAAGGAGGCUAGUGAGCUUAUUGCUUCAAUUCGUCCUCACAUAAUCAUCCGCCAGGGUCAGUUCAAGGUCUUGCAGACUUACUAUCAGCAGACAUGUGUCCCAGAAGGAGCAUAAUGAGAGAAUGUUUGGUAAAAUUAACAGAAGUGUACAGCUAAAAUGUCUGGAAGAUUGAAUCAAGCAGAAGGAGAAACAUGAACCGAUGGGCUGUGGCUGAUGCACAACAGCAACUCUACCUGAGCAGGGCAUGAUUUGAGCUACAACAGAUUUUCUAAACUGUGGUUUGGAGUAAUUGAAUUUUUUUUUCAUUUUUAAAAUGUGCUGCUGUGUUCAUUUCACUAGGAUGUCCAUAGACACUGCCACAAAAUGGGAUCUGUAUAUAAAAUGCAGAGAUUCUUUUAAACAGAUUUAUUUUCACUGUUAACUGAAUGCCAUGCAUUUUUAUGCUGACAAAGUAAUUGUAGCUGUUUUUCUAUACUUGCCUCAAGUAACAGAAUUAGAAUGAUUGUUUGACAGUUUUUGCAGGAGGUAAGCAUUUACAUGUCAUGUGGAUAGGGAAAAAAACUACACAGAUCUGUACUAGAACAGAAUUCUUUUGAGACGCAUCAAUUAAAUGUACAUCUGUUUUUACUAUGUAA